UGCUGAAGCUAUGAACACGGAGCCUCUGAAGAACUGUUGACGGUACAUGGAUACCCCGUCAUCGGCGUUAUGCCUGCGGAUUCGGUCUCGUCUCCAUCCAGAGAUUGAGUGAGUAGGAUAUUUGAUGGUGUCACGACGCACAGGCCCGGGCUCUUUCACCCCCCUGUCUCUCCACAUGAUGUUUCCUCGUCUUCUCACAUCAUCAUUUUCAUGGGCAUGAUGCUGUGUGCUUCACAGAUUGAGCUUUCUCACCUCACACAGCGACACAUCACAUCUGCAGCAGGUACGACCGUGUGGAGGUUUGGAUAUAAGCACGAGACGCACAACCUCAAGACAUGGAAUAAAGGGAGAUCGGAGACGAGUGAAACAACCUGAGUCACAUCCAUAAAUAAGAGACAAUUAAAAAAAAACACACAAGGCUGGAAGAGAGCUGUGGAGUGAGGAAGAGAGAAGUAGAGGAGGUUGUGAAGAUGGGGUGUGGUCAGAUGACGUUUCUCCUGGACUCUACAGUUCACUCCGUCAGCCGCUGGUCAAAGCUGGAGUCUCCUCGCUAAAGCCCCGAGCGGCUCAUUUCACCUGCUGGAGGAGCCCCCACCCUCGGUGAUGUGAUGAAUAAGUUUGAAGUCCUUGGCAUUGUGGGAGAAGGAGCAUAUGGAGUGGUGCUUAAGUGCAGGCAUAAGGAGACCAAUGAGCUGGUGGCCAUUAAGAAGUUCAAAGACAGUGAAGAAAAUGAGGAGGUCAAGGAGACGACUCUUCGGGAGCUGAAGAUGCUUCGGACACUGAAGCAAGACAACAUCGUCGAGCUGAAGGAGGCUUUUCGGAGGAGGGGGAAACUCUACCUUGUCUUUGAAUAUGUCGAGAGGAACAUGCUCGAGCUAUUAGAGGAACUGCCCAACGGUGCACCGCCUGAUAAAGUCCGCAGCUACAUCUACCAGCUCAUCAAAGCCAUCAACUGGUGUCACACGAAUGAGAUAGUACACAGAGAUAUCAAGCCGGAGAACCUCCUCAUCAGCUCAGAGGAUGUUCUCAAACUCUGUGACUUUGGUUUUGCUCGUAACCUGUCUGAAGGAACAGAUGCCAACUACACAGAGUAUGUGGCGACAAGGUGGUACCGCUCGCCUGAGCUGCUGCUGGGGGCUCCCUAUGGGAAGGCAGUGGACAUGUGGUCGGUGGGGUGUAUCCUCGGGGAGCUGAGUGACGGACAGCCCUUGUUUCCAGGGGAAAGUGAAAUAGAUCAGCUCUUCACCAUUCAGAAGGUGCUGGGGCCACUUCCUGCAGAGCAGAUGAAACUCUUCUACAACAACCCUCGCUUUCAUGGAAUCAGGUUUCCCUCAGUUACUCAUCCUCAGACUUUGGAGAGAAGGUACCAAGGCAUCUUGAGUGGUUUGAUGUUGGAUCUGAUGAAGAACCUGUUGCUGCUAAACCCAACUGAGCGCUACCUGACGGAGCAGAGUUUGAAUCAUCCGGCCUUCCAGCCUUUGAGGCAGGCAGAGAGAGAGCGGCCAUCUCCUGCGUCUCCCAACCCGCCGCGCUCCUCCAAGAGGAAAACACACCAUCAUGGAGAGAACACAGUUCCCACAAGGAGUCACACUAAGAGCACGAGCCGUCGCUCCAACAGUAAAGAAUGUUCCAGCCUCCCUCGCCAUGGUGACCUCCAUCACCUCAGCAACAAGAGUUUCCUCAAUGGUAACAAACCGGCCCCGUCCAGUUUAAGUCCAACGCUCCACCCCAAGGGUCAGUACAUGUCCCAGACCCUAAAUCGUUCUGCCUCGUCCAACAAAGACCUGGCUAACAACAACUUGCCGCACCUCCUCAGUCCCAAAGAAGCCAAAGGCAAGACAGAGUUUGAUUUCAGCUUGGGACCUUCUCCAAAGCUGUCUGACCAGGGACACGGGGCGAAGUACGGCCACAGCAAACCCAGCUCCUCCCGCUCUCAGCAGCAGCAGCAGCAGCAGCAGCAGCAGCAGCAGCAACAACAGGCCGGCCGCCACACCUUCCUGGAAGGCAAGACCAACACACUGCAGUCUGGAGCAGAGAAACAACACAGCCGACACACCCACAGCAUGGCGGACUCUGCUCACGGAUCCAUGUCCUCCUCCUCUAAGAGUUCAGCCUCUUAUCUCAGCCUGUCCAAGAGCCACAGCGCGCUGAGUGAUGCCAAAUCUGUUGGGAACCUCAGCGAUGGUCGACUCCACCCAGAUGACCCGAAUGCAAACACGACAGCAGGGGUCGGACCUGGGGCCCGAUUCUUCCCUACCAGCUGUUUAGACCUCAACGCCCCUUCAGUUCCCCAGGGGCCCCCUGGCAGCCCCUCUACUCGACACAGCGAUCGAUCUGGGCACAGCCCUGCUUCUCGUAGCAGCGGCAAUGUCCGCAUGGAGAGCAGCACCCUGGACUCCUCAUCCAGACACAAAUCCAGACAUAAAGCUCUGGCACCAGAGGAGGCCGGUGCUCCAGAGCUCUUAGACCCGGGAGGAGCAGGGAUGCCCUCCACUCACACUCUGCCUUCCCCUCAUGAGUCGUAUCAUUACGGCCUGGGCUACACCUCUCCCUUCUCCUCUCAACAACGGCCUCAACGCCACUCCAUGUACGUGAGGAGGGAGCGCCACCGACCACACGGGAUCGAGGGAGGGAUGGCGGGCUUGCCUCCGCCGGGGCAGGCGAUACCGACGCGUGCCAGUAGCCUGCAGCUCCUCUCCCCCCAGCUGCAGCACCGGACCACCCUCACUGGACACUCAGUGAGCUCUUCGAGAGAGGACUGCACUGAUGACAUGACGAGGAGUGAACAGUCCCCUAAAGACAUGAGCCACCCUUGUGCCCCCAUCAAAGACUCUACGAGGGACAACACUGCUGCUUUUCAUACACAGCGCUCUAAAAACGAGGUCGGCAUGUAUCACGACCCUCAUGCUGAGGAUGGAAGUUCCUCCAAGGAGAACCGGAUGAUCUUCACUGAGUCCAUGCCUCGGAGAGUCGGCAGCUUCUACCGAGUCCCCUCCCCCAGACCAGACAACUCCACCUCUUUCCAUGACGGUGUCGGCCAGGGUCGAGGGCCAGUCGGACCCGUUGUACCCGGAGACCCUGUUGCCAUGGUCAACCACUCCAAACGCCAGACGGCUUUUGACUGGACCGCCACAGAAGCGAUGGUCAUGAAUCCUCCAGAGCCCGCCAAAGAGAAGGAGAAACAGGGCUUCUUCAGAGCCAUUAAAAAGAAAAAGAAGAAGACACAAAUAACGGACAUGGAGGAUGGGAGGAACCCCAGCAUCAAGAAAAGCCUUUUCCCCCUCUUUAGCUCUAAGAAUAGCUUAAAGCACAACUCAGCAGUCAAAGUCCUACCUGUAGUCGCCUCACCCAUGGUACAACACCAGCCUACCGCGCCCUACCCUGCCUCACCAGUUCCUGGUAACGGACAAGAGCACCUGUCCCUGCAGAGGAGCUCCAAGUCGUCCUCUCACCACGGCAGCAGACGGAAAAAUCGCGAGCGAUCCCGAGACCGGGACCGGGAGCAGAGCCGGGACCGAGACCGAGACAGGGAGAGAGAGAGGGAACGGGAGAGAGAAAGAGAGAGAGAAAGGGAGAGAGAGAGGGAAAGAGGGAGGGAGAGAGACAGAGUGAACGACUGGCCACCAGACAAACCAGUGGACUCACACUCACAGAGUCAGCCACUCAAGUCACUCCGCAGGCUCCUCCACCUCUCCCCUUCUUCCUCAAACCAAGGACAACCUCCUCCUCCUCCCCCAGACCUUCGCUUCCAAGCCCCCCUCCCCAACCCUCCUCAGCCCUCCUCCAAAGCGGGCUACCCCGAGGGUCGAGGGCACGCUGAGAGCAGGGGGCACUCCGGGGUGAGCAGCUCCGCCCAGGCUAAGAGCCGCAAGGCCAGCUACCCCCUCCCCGGACAGAUCGAGUCCAGCUGGCACGUCUCUGCUUUACAGCGGGCGGAGGGCGCUCAGUUCACCCCCGAACAACUGGGCAUCAAACCGGGGCAGAACGGACCCACCUUUACCCGAGCCUCCCGCACCAGAAUGCCAAACCUCAAUGACCUGAAGGAGACCGCGCUGUAACCCCUUACCUGAACCAAACCACCUCCAGUAUGUCUUCAUCCUGGAAGCAUCUGCCAGACGCAGACAUCAUGGUACUGUAGUAAAAGUUUACAUGAAAGCCUAUUUCACUGGAUCGAGUCCUCAUACAGAAGCGUAGUUAUAUGUUGAUGCUAAUGUCUCUGAAAUCUACAAAGACUAGACGUCGAAAGGCCACACACAAACACCAGUAACAGUGUUGUUUAGGGAAUCAAAGACAGGAAAGGGCCCACUCCCUCUCGGAAGCCAGUACUGUAUCAGUUGUAUGUUAUUCUCUCUCUAUGUAACAAGGUUAGAACAUCAGAGUAAACCUGAUCCUUCCUGUCAAGGAGACACUGCCCACGUGGCCUCUUUGCUGCCAUCUUCUGCUCACAGGACACUACAGCAAAGCAACACAUCAGACAGCCACCGUCACACCGGUGGCCAAUAAACUCAAAUGUUUUUCAAGCUCUGAUAUUUGAUAAGAACAUUAAAAAAAAAGAUUUAUAUCAACAUUAUUUAUUAAAUAUUUAUUUGUUUUAAAUUCAAGGAUAUAAGCUAUAAAUGACACAGUAUGUAGGUUAUAUGGGAAUAUUAUAAGGUAAUAUAGAAUUAAAUGUGUAAUUGCAAGAGCUUUAGUUUCGACACAAAGAAAUGCAUAGAUAUUUAUGUGUUGAUAAUACAAUAUGUCAAAAGGAAUAUUUAAUAAUGGUGAAUGUCCUUUUUUUUGUUCAAUUUGAUAUGUUAUUAAUAGAUUUUCAUGUUAUAUCAUGUUAUUUUCACCUUUUUUUCUGUUGGUUUCAUCAAAAUGUAAAGAAAUAUUGAUGAAUACUUGUUGCCCAAAGUGGAAAAAAAAAAUCUCAGACAUUACAUCUAGUGCAAACCUGCCCGUCACCCUUAUGACAGUUCUGAAGUUUCGGGCUAUUUGUCAACAGGCUUUGGUAGCAGAACAGCCAGAGUGAGACUGUUAGGCUUCGUGCUUUACAUACAGCUACUGUCAGUUCACUCUCGGUGUCACCAUUUUCAAAUAAGCCCCAUUUUCAGUCUCUCAGUUCAUCAGCGACAACAGCUUUCCAGCUCUGUGCUGCCAUGUUGGUUUUGUCUACAGCCUUAACAGCAAGUAAAGGACAUCAAGACUUUGGUGGCCAUUGGUGGUGAAAAGCUAGCCUCUUGAAAUGAGGUCUUACUGACUCAAAUACAACAUCUAAGUGUGCAAGAUAGUUGAGAGCACUCUGCAAAAAGGCAUACCUCACCUACAACCUUUAAGAUCUGAAAGGUUAAGUCUGGUGUAUUUUAUAUUUAUUUAACAACAAAUCUCAUGAAAAGACCAACAGUGAAUUGAACCUACUAACAAGUGCUGUCUCCAUAUCCAAAACCUGAUAUAGCUUAUUCCUCUGUGCCAUUAGUUUGUCCACAAACUAUUAAAAACAUUAGUGAGACACACUGUUGCACUGGGUGACAUGUUCCCUCAUUAACAUGAACAUGGGCACUGUGAUCCCUCAUACACCGCCCUGCUGCUGUACACUCUCCUAACAAGAAAAUAGGUUGAUUUCCACUGACUUCUAAAACAAGAUAUAUGACCACAUCCAUAACGAUAUAUAUUACCGUUCUAACACCGCUGUUACGCUAUCAAACUUUGUGGUUAGCAUUAGGUGACAAAAUUAGGUGGUUAGGAAAAAAAAAUUGUUUAGCUUUAAAAAAAGGUAAUUUUGUCACUAACGCAAUGUCACGUGUCACAUCUCAUACGUCUAUAGCGUAGUAUGCUACACAUACUAGCUAGCUGUUAAUAAAGUAAGGCAAAGUUGACUUCAGGGCACAAACACUGGUCUCCUGGGUGAAAGUCCUGUGCUUGUUUGACCAUCCCAUCCCACAGGGACAUCUUCCAUCAUUAUACAACAUUGCUGCCUACAUAUGGAACUCAAGAGCUCAUGGUUACGACAUGGAAAGUUGUGUGCAAGAUAUGCUUCGCGUUCAAGCGAUUAAGUUUUGAGAAUGCCAUUGCUAGGCAACGACAACAUGGAUGCUACUGUCUGUAUCUAGAAGCCACCCAAGGUAACACUAACACUAAUCUAAUGUAGGGAAUGCAGAAACAUAAUGACAGAGUGGAAAAAUAAGACUGUAAGGAACAUCAACAUUUCCUUCAGAUAUAUUAUAAAAUCAAUUUUUUUUUUAACUAUAUACAACUAAAAUAAUAUAUUAACUUACCAACCACCUAAAAACUUUUCUGACUUCCACCAUUUCUCAAAAACAUCAGCAAACACAUCACAACUCGUGACCUCAAGGAAGUGAAUACCAAACAAGAGGUAGCAUUCAUAUAAACUCUUCUCAUAACAUGCUUAACACAACCCCAUUUGAAAGCAGAGACUUCUGCCAACUGAACCGGCUACUUGAGGUUUAGCGCUCCAUGAACUUGAAUGGGGAUGAAAUGUUUUAAUCGUGCGGCUCCUCCAAUUUCCAAAUGUUUUUGGACCGAAUGGAUUAAAUCCUGAUAGUGAAACACGUCAUUUUGUGGGAGUUGUGAAGCUCAAAAAUGUAUCUACUGAUUUACAGACGUCUCCUUCUCCAUGUAAGUCGAUGGGAAAAAAGUAUUUUUGGGCCAUAAGGCAUCAAGUGACAGUGUAAUAAUUGUUUGGUCACUAUAAAAAUUGGCUUCAAAGCCUGCCGCACUUCCUGACGGCCAUGAAGACCAACACACUUCAUCCUCCUGUAAAUGCACACUAGAGCACCAAAUAUGUAUCAACCAAUAGUCCCCAACAGAUGCACCGUUUACCCCUAUCAGAGUAAAGUUAGCUCAAAGCUACAGUGCCCGGCUGUUUAAGGAAAUUACUUGGCCUUUUUUAAAUAUAAAAGUUUAUAAAAAAAUGUACAUCUAGUAGGAACUAAUGGUUAGACAGGAUGAACAAGUCAGAAAAUAUUAAAAAAUGGAAACCCCUGUUUUGUUUUUUGGCAUCUAAUAAGCCUAAACACAUUAAUCUUUUACUCCAGUGGAAUUCCUGCAUUGUGUUCCAGUUACCAAACACAGCACACCUCCACCAAUGCAGCCCUUUUCGCUUCUUUGGGCCCGCUAAAAGUUAUUUUCUUCAUGGGAUUUGUUGAUGAUAAGAAAAAUAUAAAAUAACACCAGACCUUUCCUUUCAUGUGUGUUUACAUUUUUCUGUGUGCAUUUUAAAAGCUUGCAUUAUCAAAGUUUUUGUAAAUGCCUUUUGUAAAUCUGAAUUUGGUUUUCCUACUGUAUUCGCAUUACAGCUUUUAAUUUUGAUAUUAAUACUCAUGAUCAGGGAUGAUUUUACUGAACUGGGUUAUUCAUAAAGCAUUUACUUGUUGUCUACUGACCUGUGGAUGAUAAAAACAUAUAUAUAUAUAUAUAUAUAGAACAAAACACUAUUAGUGGCCUAGGCAAAAUAUACAGCGUAGUUUUCCUCCCAGUCUUCCCUUUAUCCUUCGUUCCUUCCUCUUUCUCUGUGGUUUUAAAUGGAUAGUUCGGAUCUUUUGGAAUGCGGUUGUGUGAGGUUCUUAUCCAUAGUCAGUGUAUUACCAACAGUCGAUAUCAGUUCACAUGCUACCAGUUUGGAGAAGCAGGCUGUAGUCCGACAUGGAAGCUAAGCUAUGUACUGCUGUAUUUUAACCACCUUAAAAAAAUCAAUAUCAGUUUAAGUGUACGCUAUAUUUAGAGUGCUUUCACUGCUUAACCUUGCAUUGGACAGUGAUUUCUUACGGAGAACUGAAGCUGUUAUUUCACUUUCUUUAACGCCAGAC
Molecule: messenger RNA, 7808 nt
Organism: Epinephelus moara (kelp grouper)
Lineage: Eukaryota; Metazoa; Chordata; Actinopteri; Perciformes; Serranidae
Gene: cdkl5
Product: cyclin-dependent kinase-like 5
Exons: 21
Coding region: 609-4058 (1149 amino acids)
Biological process (GO): regulation of dendrite development; positive regulation of axon extension; protein phosphorylation
Cellular component (GO): dendrite cytoplasm; nucleus
Molecular function (GO): protein kinase activity; ATP binding
Source: RefSeq, a predicted model, not a curated record